Messenger RNA from Clavispora lusitaniae ATCC 42720, 804 nucleotides. The record is from RefSeq and is a predicted model, not a curated record. Lineage: Eukaryota; Fungi; Ascomycota; Pichiomycetes; Serinales; Metschnikowiaceae.
AUGGCAUGCACCCAAGAUGAAGACCAGGCGGCAACGAAGCGGCCAGAUGGAUCCCAGGAGAUAUUGGUCAUACCGGAGAACUUUUCGGUCUUCAACAACUUAACCUCGGUCUUCUUAGGGUUCUUUUCAUUCUCGUACUCAGUGUCAAAGAAUUCCAAUUCACCACUCGAUUUGCCAAUGGUGGCAACAACAAUGUAUCUACCCUUAGGAGACCAGAAAAGAGUGUUCGAGAAUUUCUUCUCAAUGCUGCUGAUCUUCUUGAACUUGACAGCCUUGUCCUUGGAGCCACGCUCAGAGGAAAAGAAGGAAACGGUAGUUUUUAGCAAUGGCUGGGUUAUUGUUGCCAUCAUCCAAUCUACUGAUGGUAACGAAGCGGUCCGAUUUGGGUUCCCAGGCAAAGUUAAUGCACACAUCUUUCAUUUCCAACUUCUCCACAGGAAUAUCCCUCUCAGUAGUUCUGAAAAACUCCCAAGUUCGAGAAAAUUGUCUUUCCAGACUAGGUGUGACGGUCAACCUUCACACAUAAUAAUUUACCUUCGUCUUGCCCAGUGCAUCUUACAGUCGCUGACCUGGAACAAGUUGAUGGUUCUGAGAACUUUUCUUGUUGGAAAUUUGCAUCAAAGCAACUCUGGCGGUUUAGUUAGGAGUCUCUGGAGUCCAGUAAGACAAGAUGUGUUCACCUUCUUCAUCUCUCGAGCCCGAAAGCUUAACACCAGCAGGAGCCCAUUCGAAGUCAACAAUACCAUCAACCUUGACCAAUUUCUUGUCCAACAAUUGAAAGCUUGGAGUUUCGUACACAGCUAA